AUGUCGUACAAUGGACCAGACGGCAUAGAUUACGAGCACCCUGUUCAUGGUGUACCAAGUGGAACGUACCGGACCGAAGAUGGGAGGAUUGUGGAUAGGUUUCUGGUGACAGAGAAGCAAGCUGUACCGGACACAAAGAUCAUGUUUUCCCAAACAACGGUACCUGAGAAGAAAGUCGUGAUGGAACCCAAGACGAUCAACAUCAAGGUUCCCAAGACUGUAAUGGAGCCGUACGAAUACACUGUGCAAGAGCCUCGUACCAUUAUCGACGAACAAGUUAUCUCUGUUCCGAAGACAGUCAUGGAAGAGCAGGAAGUGAUAGUUCCUGUUCCCAAAGAAGUGAAGAUCCCGGUUCUUAGAAUGGUCCCUAGAACAGUGAUGGUCCCAAUGAUGACAUAUGUCACGAAGCAUGUGCAAGAAAACGAGAAGCGAGUUAUUCAAGUUCCCAAGACAAUCACAGAAGAGCGCAAAGUUCAAGUCCCACGACAAGUUAUGGACACGAAGCAAGUCACGGUUCAGAGACCGAGAGUGACCAUGGAAGAUAGACAGUACACCGUUCAAGAGCCAACAACCGUUGACGUUCCCCGCAUCGUCCCCGUUGCACACACAGUGCAGAGCCAGAAAUUUGUUGAUACACCUCACAUCGUUGAGUACGAGAGGCCCUCGAUCCAGCCCGGGCGAUACCUCAGGAGCUAUCGAGCGCCAGGUGUCUCCACCACACAGGUGGACCAUCAUAACAGCUCGGCUCCUCCAAACACCUCGUAUGCAGUGACACAAUACUACCAACAGCCUCAGACUCAAAGUCAGUACCAUCAGAGCUACGUCCAGGAGAGCUACGUGCCUCAGAGCUAUGUCCCGAGGUCUCAGAGUCAGUACCAGCAGCAGAGCUAUGUCCAGCAGCAACGUUACGAGCGCUACAGCCCACAGCGUGUCAUGCAAGAAGGAUCUAGGGUAUGA
This is a messenger RNA of Guillardia theta CCMP2712, 957 nucleotides long. RefSeq lists its product as hypothetical. The record is from RefSeq and is a predicted model, not a curated record. Bases 1 to 957 code for a protein of 318 amino acids. The transcript has 8 exons. NCBI's taxonomy places the organism in Eukaryota, Cryptophyceae, Pyrenomonadales, Geminigeraceae.